AUGUCUUCGUCUACUGUUGAACAGCCUUCAUCGGUGAAUAACGCUGCUCCGGCACGGCCUGAGCCGGCUUCUACAUCUAUUCCAUCUGCGUCUGCCGCCGCAACAAAUACCCAUUUUCCGCGCAUAUCUAUCACUUAUUGCACGCAAUGUAAAUGGCUCUUGCGCGCUGCAUACUUCGCCCAAGAACUGUUAUCGACGUUUAGUACAGACGUGGGCGAAGUCGCACUGGUUCCUGCCACGGGCGGGAUAUUCCAAGUCGAUUUGUUCGUUGCCGGUGCCAGUGCAUCCCAAGACAUUCAGGUCCAAACGCAUAGACUGUGGGAUCGGAAAGUAGAUGGCGGGUUUCCAGAAACAAAAGAACUCAAGCGUCGACUCCGAGACGUGAUCCAGCCGGGCCGCAACCUCGGGCACGUUGACCGCGUGCAUGCCAAGCCGGCGGGUCCAGAUGCAGCUGCAGCUACAACGUCUACAGUGUCUCCAUCUACAUCUACAGUGUCGGCUACACCCGCGGCUGCAUCCACUGCAUCCACUGCGUCUACUGCGUCCACUGCAACAUCCGGACCUGCACCGACCGCACCGAAUGCAUCGAAAGCAUCGAAAGCAUCGAACCCAGACAUAGCAGGGAAAGGUCCAGUAUGCGAGGACUGCGUCUAA
Molecule: messenger RNA, 654 nt
Organism: Xylona heveae TC161
Lineage: Eukaryota; Fungi; Ascomycota; Xylonomycetes; Xylonales; Xylonaceae
Exons: 3
Coding region: 1-654 (217 amino acids)
Source: RefSeq, a predicted model, not a curated record